UAGCCCCCACCUGGCCCACCUUCUUCCCCUGAUCAGCGCCCUUCUUACUCCCAGCCCGUCCCUCGGUGGGAUCGUAGCCGCGACUGCCUUCUCGAGGACCACAGGGGCUUGUCCCCGGGGGAAGCCGGUCCUACCUGGCCGGGGCACCUGGCCCCCUGGCUUCUUGAUCUUCCCGGGCAGCUCAUCUCUGGAACCGCCGGCCCUGAUCUGAGGCUUCAGGGGCAGGAGGACGGGCCCUGAGCUGCGGCCCUGGAGACCCGCUCUGCCGGUAGCCAACUGUUGUGACCUUGGGCCACAGUCCCUCUCCUCAAGCCUUGCAGAUUUCCAUUCCACCCCCACCCCGGGGUGGGUGGGCAGCUACCAGAACCCCAGGUUGUACUUUUCAGCCUAUGACUUUCCUGGAGCAAGGCCUUGCGUUGGUGUCAUUGAGGUUUUUCCAAACUUGCCAUAUCGGAAAAACCAUCCAGGACGCUUGUUAAUAUCAGGUGCAACGGCCCUGCAAGAAUGGCAGAUUUUGGAAUCUCCCCAGGCCAGUUUGUGGCAGUGAUCUGGGAUAAGUCAUCCCCCGUGGAGGCACUGAAAGAGCUGGUGGAUAAGCUUCAAGUGGUAACUGGCAGCGAGGGCCAAGUGUCUGUGGAAAACAGCAGCCAGCUGUUGCAGUCUGCCCACAAAGAAUCUAGCUUUGAUGUUAUUUUGUCGGGUGUGGUUCCUGGAAGCACCGCUCUGCACAGUGCUGAGACUUUGGCUGAGAUUGCCCGGAUCCUUCGGCCUGGGGGAUGCCUUUUUCUGAGAGAACCUGUUGAGACAGCUAUUGUUAACAACAGCAAAGUGAAGACGCCUUCUAAACUGUGUUCAGCCCUGACUCUCUCUGGUCUCGUGGAAGUGAAAGAGCUGCAGCGGGAGCCCCUGAACCCUGAAGAGAUACAGUCUGUACAAGAACACCUGGGUUACCAGAGCGACAGCUUGUGCUCUGUUCAAAUCACAGGCAAAAAGCCCAACUUUGAAGUGGGUUCUUCUAGUCAACUUAAGCUUUCUGUUGCCAAGAAGUCGCCUUCAGUGAAGCCUGCUGUGGACCCCGCCGCCGUCCAGCUCUGGACCCUCUCAGCCAACGACAUGGAGGAUGAGAGCGUGGAUCUCAUUGACUCAGAUGAGCUGCUAGAUCCAGAAGAUUUGAAGAAGCCCGACCCAGCUUCCCUGCGGGCACCUUCUUGCGGAGAAGGGAAAAAGAGGAAGGCCUGCAAGAACUGCACCUGUGGCCUUGCCGAAGAACUGGAAAAAGAGAAGUCAAAGGAACAGAUGAGCUCCCUCCCCAAGUCUGCAUGUGGAAAUUGCUAUCUGGGUGAUGCUUUCCGCUGUGCCAGCUGCCCCUACCUGGGGAUGCCAGCCUUCAAACCUGGGGAGAAGGUGCUGCUGACCCAGAACAACCUCACUGAUGCCUAGGCGGCCCCGGCCCGGGACACGUCCGCCCCACUGGCCAACUUCUGCCCCUUGAAUCCCACCUGUGUGGUCCCUGCACUUGUUCACUCUGUUUGAAAUCCAUUCGGUGCUUAAUAGAGUUCAGCUGGCUGUGGGGUGCAGUGUACGUAGUGCUGCUAUUUAUCAAAAGAUCAAGGUAUAAUGGGGCCUAGCUGCCCCUGGGUUGGGGGGACAUGCUUCCUCACUCAGUGUUAGGGAAGGGCAUGUGCCCCGAAGAGGCCCUUCUCUCAGAGUCAGAAUGCCGGCCACGGCAUUCCCCAAGCGCCGCUGUCUAAGUAUUAACAUUUGGAGAUAGAAGCGCCCUCCUCUGUGCCAGGCAGGAGAGCUGUGGCGCCUUGUCCAGCAGCGGCCGACUCAGCGUGCAGUUCUUGGGGAUAUGAGUCAGGUGUCUCCUCAGGGCCCCAGGGGACUCACUCCUUGGUCUCUGCAAUCCUACCCAGCGCCCCUCCACCGCCCACCCCUCACUGUGUCAUGUCUGCGUCCUGUGGUCACUCCUGUUCGCCUCCAGGUAUUAAACUAUUCUGUGUGUCCGUGUGAAAAUGCCGUGUUUGUGUCAUGUCUGACAGUCGUCCAAGCCCAGCUUGGACCCCAAGACUUUCUUCUGUGGAGACUCAGUGUCUCACAAUAGGGGCAGUCCUAUUUAUGGAGCAGGGCUUCUCUCUAGAAGAGUCUGCUUUGAUGAAAAUGUAGAAGGAAGAGGGACAGAAAUCUGACCAAUAAUAAAUCUGUCUGAGCAGACAACUCUUCUCUUUUCCUCAUUACCCACACACAGACUUGGAAUUAACCUUGUCAAAAACAUUGUGUGGCUUUGAGACACCUAGAUUUUUAUAUUUUACCAAUAAAUAAAAGUAUUCAUUAGUAUCGG
Molecule: messenger RNA, 2341 nt
Organism: Talpa occidentalis (Iberian mole)
Lineage: Eukaryota; Metazoa; Chordata; Mammalia; Eulipotyphla; Talpidae
Gene: CIAPIN1
Product: cytokine induced apoptosis inhibitor 1
Exons: 9
Coding region: 505-1440 (311 amino acids)
Biological process (GO): iron-sulfur cluster assembly
Cellular component (GO): cytoplasm
Molecular function (GO): iron-sulfur cluster binding
Source: RefSeq, a predicted model, not a curated record